Messenger RNA from Didymodactylos carnosus, 927 nucleotides. NCBI's taxonomy places the organism in Eukaryota, Metazoa, Rotifera, Eurotatoria, Philodinida, Philodinidae. The record is from the annotation of a GenBank genome assembly.
AUGGCUAAUGAUUCUCUAACAGUUAAAGUAGAAAUGAACGAAGUGGCAACGACAAAAUCAUCAUUAUCACCAAAUGAAGAUGAUUGGGAAACAGCUAUUGAUAGUGGCGAAUUUGAUAAGCGUAUUGAACAACAAGAAAAAGCAAGAAAAAACGAGCAACAGAAUGAGGCAUCCUUGAUAACUGGAAAUAGUCAGCAAAGUAACGAUCAACCGUCAGACAUCAAACCUUCAAAAAUUGGUUCCAAUGGACCAAUACGUAUCCUGAAACGGCCGCCUAGUCAGCCACAGAUAAAUGGGACUUAUUCAGUAGCAGCGCCAGCCAAUAAUAACAGUAAUAAUUACACAACAUCGCCAAACAACUCACAACCAGUAUCUCCUUCUCCUAAUAAUGGUCCCGUUGUUUCGAUUAUUCGUAAUACAGUAAAAAGUAAUCCAUCUCAUUCAUCAUCUAGUAAUUCGACAUCAACAAAUUCAAAACAGCCGCCAAUAAAAACAUAUGAACAACGUGAAUUAGAAUAUCGGUUAGCUCGUUUAAGGAUUAUGGGAACAGAGCAAGAUGAAAAUGCCGAAGAAGAGAAAAAAGAGUUACCAUUACCAAUAAUGACGGACGAACCGAACAAAAGCAACAAUAGUACUACAAGAACUAAAUCACAAACACAAUCAUUCGGUCAAUCAAAUUCAACACCGGGUAGUUAUGCAUCGGAUUUAUUUCAAUUAAAUAAUGGUGCAACCAUCAAUCUUAUACCAGCACAACAAUCGACAACAUUCACUACAUCAAGUAAUUUUCUUCCGCAACAUCAUUAUUCAAUACCAUAUCAACCUGCAACAACGACAACGACUCUAUAUUUAACCUCAACAGCUCCUUUUAUCACCUCUCCAGUUUCCAGCACUCAUAUAACACAAACUUGGCAACAUAGACAGCAGUAG